UUUUCACAUCAUUAGAUUCCACCCUUCCGUUUUAUAAGAAGUACUUUGGCGUGGUUUGGAAAGAAAUAUUGCAAAUAAUAUUAAGAAAAGAAAAAAUGAAUGCUAAGGUACAUAGCUCUGAUGAUACCAAGAAGGAUGAAGAAGUUGUGCUUCCUGGAUUUAGAUUCCAUCCCACAGAUGAAGAGCUUGUUGGGUUUUAUUUGCAGAGAAAGGUGGACAAGAAGCCUCUAAAAAUUGAACUCAUCAAACAGGUUGAUAUCUACAAAUAUGAUCCAUGGGAUCUUCCAAAGGUGAAUUCAUUUGGGGAGAAAGAGUGGUAUUUUUUCUGCAUAAGAGGGAGGAAGUACAGGAACAGCGUGAGGCCAAACAGGGUAACUAGGUCAGGGUUCUGGAAGGCCACAGGGAUUGACAAGUCCAUAUAUUGCGUGAAAGAGCCACAUGAAUGCAUUGGCCUCAAGAAGUCAUUGGUCUACUAUCGUGGAAGUGCUGGCAAAGGCACCAAAACUGAUUGGAUGAUGCAUGAGUUUCGCCUUCCACCCAAUGCAAAAUCCAACCCCAAUGACCUUCAAGAAGCUGAGGUGUGGACACUGUGCAGGAUAUUCAAACGCAUCCCAUCUUUCAAAAAGUACACUCCAAAUUUGAAAGACUCAACACCAGUCACCAAACCAAACCCUGUGAAUUCCAACACAUCCACCUUAAAUUCUGACAAUUGCGAGCCAUAUUUGAUCUGCAGAGACCCUAUGGUGAUGCAACAAAUCGAAAGAAAACCAGUUAUUGGACAAGUUGAUGAAAAGAAACACAUGUUUCUGGGCCAGUUUGGUCCACUACCCCAUCAUCUUCAGGCCCCAUCAACUACCCCUUACCCAAAUUUUUGGGACCAGAAUAAUGUUGAGGAUUAUACAUUUGCCAAUGAGAAUUGGGAUGACCUAAGAUCUGUGGUUCAGUUUGCAAUUGAUCCAUCCACGGUGUUUGAUUGUACAGGAACAUAUAUUCCACCCUACUUUUCUUAGGGCUGGAAUGAGUAACUUCGGUAGAUAUAUGUUAUAUAUAUAUAAUGUAUGAACAUAUAUAGAGGUUAUAGUUGUCAUUAUUCUUACAGUUUUUUAAUUUCUUGUAUUAACACAUAUAUGUUGAAAUUUGCUGGUUUUACUAUGUUUUGUUGUAAAACCUAAUAUUAACUUGUAUCUUGUCAUUUAUAUCCCUUUUCCAUUGAUUGAGUCAAUAAAUACGUUAUACCUUGAUUUGUCAAUUUA
Glycine soja is the source of this 1253-nucleotide messenger RNA. RefSeq names its product transcription factor JUNGBRUNNEN 1-like. NCBI's taxonomy places the organism in Eukaryota, Viridiplantae, Streptophyta, Magnoliopsida, Fabales, Fabaceae. Gene Ontology annotation, biological process: regulation of DNA-templated transcription. The transcript has 3 exons. Gene Ontology annotation, molecular function: DNA binding. The record is from RefSeq and is a predicted model, not a curated record. The coding region runs from base 96 to 1010 and encodes 304 amino acids.